This is a messenger RNA of Helianthus annuus (common sunflower), 550 nucleotides long. Its product is annotated as threonine--tRNA ligase, chloroplastic/mitochondrial 2-like. The record is from RefSeq and is a predicted model, not a curated record. Gene Ontology annotation, biological process: threonyl-tRNA aminoacylation. Gene Ontology annotation, cellular component: mitochondrion; chloroplast stroma. NCBI's taxonomy places the organism in Eukaryota, Viridiplantae, Streptophyta, Magnoliopsida, Asterales, Asteraceae. The transcript has 2 exons. The coding region runs from base 68 to 550 and encodes 160 amino acids. Gene Ontology annotation, molecular function: threonine-tRNA ligase activity.
CUUUAACUUACCACAACGUUUCGACAUCACGUAUAUUGAUUCAAACUCGGAUAAGAAGAGGCCCAUCAUGAUUCACCGAACAGUUCUCGGAUCUCUAGAGCGGUUUUUUGGUGUACUUAUAGAGCAUUAUGCUAGUGAUUUCCCGUUAUGGCUUUCUCCAAUUCAAGCUCGAAUUCUACCGGUCACUGACACGCAGCUUGAAUACUGCAAAGAUUUAACUGAGAAGAUGAAAGCGAGUGGAAUACGUGUUGAGUUGUGCACAGGUGAGCGACUGCCAAAGCUCAUUAGAAAUGCUGAGAAGCAGAAGAUACUGUUAAUGGCUGUUGUGGGACCCAAGGAGGUUGGGAUGGAGAGUGUUACAGUCAGAUCUAGGUUCGGUGGGGAGCUGGGAACGAUGGGCAUUGAUGAUUUCAUCACGAAGGUCAAGGAUGCUGUCGACAAUCAAAAUGGGUGUGAUGGGGGUCGUAUGGGGGAUCUGGGUUUUCAAAAAAAAUGUGAAGAGUGGGGAAGAAAAAGAAGGGUGAGAUGGGAGUGGGGUCCACUCAAUUAA